This is a messenger RNA of Durio zibethinus, 901 nucleotides long. Lineage: Eukaryota; Viridiplantae; Streptophyta; Magnoliopsida; Malvales; Malvaceae. The record is from RefSeq and is a predicted model, not a curated record.
AAAAAAAAAAAAAGGUGGAGGAAUAGAAGACUUCUAAAAUAAAAAAGAAAAAAAAAAGUUAGCAUUACUGAUAACUAAGUCUCUUGUGAAACCGAGUCGAGGAAGUUCCAGAUCUCGAUCUCCGGAGUUUUUAGAAGCAAUGGCGAAGCCGAGGUAUUCGCGCCUUCCGGCUCGGAAAUCGUCAUCGUCAACUAUGUUUCUAACCAUGCUAAUCAUGUUCACCUUCCUGAUUUUGAUUCUUUUGGCGCUCGGAAUCCUUUCAAUUCCUAGCAGUAACUCCGGAAAUUCACCUAAACCUAACGAUUUGAGCUCGAUUGUGCAUAACGUCGUCGACAGAAGUGAUGAUGAUGAAGGAAGAGGAGAGCACUGGGUUGAAGUCAUCUCUUGGGAGCCUAGAGCUUUUAUCUACCAUAAUUUCUUGUCCAAGGAGGAAUGUGAAUACCUGAUUGAUCUUGCCAAGCCUCAUAUGGUAAAGUCAACCGUUGUUGAUAGUGAAACUGGCAAGAGUAAAGAUAGUAGGGUACGUACAAGUUCUGGAACAUUUCUAGCUAGAGGACGUGAUAAGAUUAUUAGGAACAUUGAGAGAAGGAUUGCAGAUUUUACCUUCAUACCAGUCGAGCAUGGGGAAGGACUUCAAAUUCUCCACUAUGAGGCUGGCCAAAAAUAUGAGCCUCACUAUGACUACUUCAUGGAUGAGUUCAAUACUAAAAACGGGGGCCAGCGCAUAGCUACAGUCCUUAUGUACCUCUCAGAUGUUGAAGAAAGGGGGAGAGACAGUGUUUCCUGCGGCAAAGGGGAACAUUAGUGCUGUGCCUUGGUGGAAUGAAUUAUCUGAGUGUGGAAAAGGAGGACUUUCUGUUAAACCAAGGAUGGGUGAUGCAUUACUUUUCUGGAGCAUGAA